Messenger RNA from Teleopsis dalmanni, 8696 nucleotides. RefSeq names its product protein unc-79 homolog (gene unc79). The transcript is spliced from 31 exons. Gene Ontology annotation, molecular function: protein binding. The record is from RefSeq and is a predicted model, not a curated record. Bases 145 to 8610 code for a protein of 2821 amino acids. Lineage: Eukaryota; Metazoa; Arthropoda; Insecta; Diptera; Diopsidae.
UUCGGUUAGAUACAUUUUCUGUGCGGAGUUGUGCGUUAAGAAAAUUUAUAAAAAAUUGCAAAUAUAUUGAAAAAAUUAACAAAUUUCGAGAAUGCUAAGACCUUUGGCAGCAGUUUUGGCAAUGCAAAGGAAUUGUCUGAUAUAAUGACUGGUAGUUUCAAGGUGCAACUCAUCAAUAUGGGCACUCGUGCUGCUGCCUUUCAGGCUAAACUGAGAUGCCUCCAUGAAUACCAUGUACGCCUAUUGCACAAUGUUUUACCAGCGCCCUCUGGCGUAGAUAUUGCUAAUAAUAUCAAAUACUUUUCUCAAACUCUAUUAACUGUCCUUAAAGAUGUACGCACUUCUCCACAUGAACUUAUACGGAAUCCAAUGGAAGACCCUACACGUAUGUCAGCCUAUCCAAAUCUAGAAUAUGGCAACCUAUAUAAUGCAUUAACUAUGCUCAUUGAUGUCGCACCUUGUAUACAAUAUGGACAAAUUGUUUUUGGAAAAGCCUUGCUACAGUGUCUAUGCUGUAUACUACCAUUCCUUGACAAGGAUUUAAUUGAUAAUUUACCCUAUUUAGUAAGCUCUACUAUUUCUGUACUACCACCAGCUUUACAUCAAGAAAUUGUUAAUGCGCUAUGUUAUUAUGUAUUACCAUUUACAAUAACACGACGCAGCGCCGAUGAACAGGAAUGCCAGGCAUGCCAAUCUGUCUCCUCCGUAAUAAUGAUGGUUCUACAAUAUUCAAGUAAUCCUGCACAUCACUGUCAAUUACUUGAAUGCUUGAUGACUUUAAAACACAAUGUUGUCAAGGAUAUACUAUGUGUGGUGGCAUACGGAACUGCAGUGUCUCGUUUUUCUGCAGCAAAAUUACUUUUUUAUUAUUGGCCUGCAUUUGACGCCAAUUUAUUUGAUCGCAAAGUAUUACUUUCCAAACUAACCAAUGAUAUGGUGCCUUUCGUUUGCCAGCGUGAACAAUGUCCAAAUGCAGGCAAUGCGGAAGCAGCAAAAGUUUGUUUCGACCACAGCAUAAGCAUUACAUAUGCACCCGAUUGUCCUCCACCACUUUAUCUAUGCAUUGAGUGUGCCAAUGAAAUACAUCGCGAGCAUGCUAAUCUUGAAUUCGGUGAUAUACUACAUCCCAUGCAACAAGUCUCAAUGGUGUGUGAAAAUAAAAAUUGUCGAUCAACCGAAAAAUCGGCAUUUUCGAUUUGUUUCUCAACGGAGUGUGCCAGUUAUAAUGGUAACCAUCCGAUACGAUAUUGUGCACAGUGUCAUAGCAAUCGUCAUAAUGCACGCCGUGGAGGUGAUCAUGUGGUACAUCGCAGUUUACCACCUGCUUGGCAAAUGGAUGCUGAAAUGCAAAUGCACAUGGUGGAAUCAGUAGUUAGCUUGUUGCGCGAAACAAAACCAUUGAAUUUUGAACCGGGAAAGGAAAGUUCUGAUUCUAAAAAAAAUGGCCACAAUGGUAUACCAGAUACGAUUUCACUUGAUGAGCGACAAAUGUUGGGUCGAUAUGGUAUUUGGUUACUAGUAGGCCGCUGUACGCCAACCCCAGACACACCUGUAGAAAUUCUAGGUCGCAUACUUAGCAUGCUGUUCCACUGGUUCCACGUAACUGCAUAUUCUUACGAUGCUGCAGGACAAAUUGAGAGCACAAUUGAAAAACUUAAAGUGGAACAUGUUUGCAACUGGUUGAAGGAAAUUUGUCGUAUUCACUACAAUGUUUUUAUAUCAUGCUUGCUACCUCAUCCACCAGAGUAUGCACGAGUUGGCGGUCAUUGGGAGACUUUAGCCUCACGUACUAGUCACCUCAAGGAAGGACUACAACGUCUGAUAUGUCUUGUGCCCUACGAAGUUAUUACUUCGGAAAUUUGGGAUUACGUUAUGCCUCAUUGGAUGGAGGCAAUAACUAAUGACGUUGCUGAAAAGGAACUAAAUGAAUUAAAAAUUGUUUUAAGUAAAAUAUUAGAUCCGGAAAUGUCUCCAUUAGGUUUUGACGCGAAAACCAUGUACAAUUUCGUAGCCAUACGUUUUGAAAAAACAACCGCAAAAGUUCAACAACAAGCAUUACAUUGGUUACAAAUUUUAACUAAGCUAGAAAUAUUAAUUCCUUUAGUACAACUAUUUGCUAUGUUCGGUGAUGGUGUUCGCAUUAUGAAAUUUGGUGUGCAACAUGAAUUGAUGCGUGAAAAAGAGAGUCAGAAGCAAGGCCCAAAGACGCCAUCAAAAGAAAGUAAAGCUGAUAUGACAAAUCCACCACGUCGCUCUUCAAUUUCACCCGUAGUAGAGGACGAUUCUGGUAAUACAUCGGCAAUUUCAGACGAUGAAGCUCCAACUAACAGACAUACCGAAUUUUCUACUGAUGCCGAACAUAACCUCACUUGCUGCAUACUUAUGUUAGAUAUACUUUUAAAACAAAUGGAACUGCAAGAUAUUGAACAGCACAUGGGAAUACAUACUACUGUCUGCGAAAACGUUUCACGUUUGAUUAAAUGCAUGGUUACAGCAGCGCGUGUUGGUCUUAGUAGUCACGUCUGUUCCUUGAAGGUAGCUGAAUGUGCAUAUUGCGAAGCUUCUAUUAUGUGGCAUCAAUUAUCGACAAAGUUGGUGCAAUUUAUGGCUCCACUUAAUCCAGUGCGACCACCAGAUAUUCCAAUUGAAGAUUUAAUUGAAGAAGAAAAAUCUUCUCGCAAAAGUCCACCAGAAAGUGAUAAAGAAAAGUCGCGUGACCGUGAUGUUUCUCUAUCGAUGGCACCUCUGCCAAUACCCUUAGGUCCAUUAGGCGGAUUUGCAGAAAUCUUAAAGCUAGAUCAAUUCUUUACAGACGAUGGAAAAAUAAUUAUUAUGGCAGGUCCUAUGCCAGUUGCGGUUCCUCAACCUGAGCCACAUUCCGUUGGUGGAGUAUUGGUUCACAUGCCACAUGUUUGUUCCAGUAACGAUAAUGGGCAUUCAAUUGAUAGUAUUGAAUUGAGAAAAGUUCACGCCACAGACGAGAUAAUGACCGCCACUGUUGAAACAGUAUCUGAGCAAUUAGAUCUGGCUUCUAUUAUACCAACGGAUAGGGCAAUAGCACGUUCUAUAACUUUAUCCGACGCAGACGUUGGCAGCGCCAAUGUUAGUGUAACUAAAGCUUCUGUACUUGGAGAGAAUGGCGGAGGUAAUGGAAGUACCGGAGCUGGAGGUGGUGAUAAUGGUAGUCUUUCUGAUGAAGAUGAAGAUGAAGAAGAUGGUGAAGAUUUUUGGCAUACCUCAGUAGGUAAAUUUAAAUUUACCCUAGAUCAGUUACCUCAAACUCUACAGUAUAUACAUCAAUUACUAACGGAAAUUCCGACCAUAAAAAAGCCCGAAAUUCUUUACUACGUUCUACAAUGUCUCAAUGUCAUGGCACUGCACGGCGAUGCAUUAGCAAAAGCUGCUCGCGAACAUCGCGGUUUUUUUAUUUGGUGUCAAGAAAAUUUGUUAAUUAAAAAUUUAUGGGAGCUUAGCAAUGCUGAACAUUCACAUAUCUGUCAAGCUUGUGUUCCCCUUUUAUUACACUGCAUUACUCUGCCUUUGGGUUCAGAUGUGUUUUGGCGUGUAGUGCAAGAAGCUUUCCAUGAUACUGAUUGGCGUAUACGUUUUACCGCUGUAGAACGAGUUACCGUUAUAACUCGUUUUAUGGACUCAACACCAUUACGUACCGAAGUGGGACUACAAACCGCAUUAGCUACUGCUUUCUGUCACCUAAUAGCAAGUAUGGAUGACAUCAAUGUUUAUGUAGCGCAGAGAGCUACCCUUUACAUUGGAACCAUACACGAUACAGCAAUACGGUCGUUAUUAUUUUGUUUAGAAUCACAAUUUGAUUUAUUUAUAGUAGAUCGCCCUGUUGUCCUACAAUCGGUUUACCAUUUGCAUAAUUCACUGUCAGAUCGCAAAGUACUUAGCUGGGAAUUCUUUUUAAAUCGCUUUGAUACACUUUUCGUAGAAGCACAAAUCAAUUUGGAGAAAUGUGGUGACAUUUCAUAUCUACGAGACCUACGCAACUCAGAAAAUGGCAGUGAAGCGUUAUCAUCAAAAAUAUUAAAAGCUCGUGAAGCACUUAGCCAAUCGGAUACUAGUGGUAGUAUGGCAAAAACACUUAGUGCUUCUUUCGGCACAAAAUGGCCCUAUAAACGUACCAUGUCAGCACCGGCUAGUAUGGUUCCUAGACAGGACUCUAAAUUUGUGCUCGAAAAAGAAAAAAUUUAUAGUCGUCAGGUAUCGGCACCCAUACUUAAAAGGAAAACUUCACGCUUUGGAUUGGAUGGACACAUACACUCUUUAGGCGGCAUUAAUGAUGAAAAUCUCAUUGGCUUGUUAAGUCGAAUAACUGAACUGGAGGAAUCGGAUAGAGAAACCAUUCAUUUACUGGUAUUUCUACUUAUGCAGUUUAUGUCUCGUACCGACCAAGCGUAUCCAUCCGAGGAUAAACCAGUUACAAAAACACAAAAUAUUGUACUUAAACACUUAUUCCUGCUGUUGGGACACAAUCAAAUAGAUAAAACGUUUCACACUACUCCUGAAGCCCUACGCGCUUCUGCUGUUUUUAAUGCAUUCCUCGCUAAUCUACCACAAGUAUUGGAUCAAAAUCACUUAAUCGGUGGUUUAAUACUACCUUCCAUUAUGCAAAUAAUACUUUUUGCACCGAAUCCCAAUAACUCUGCAGCUGAUUGCUAUCAAAAUUUAGUAUUUAACUAUUCACUUUGGAAUCUAGAAUAUUAUCCGCGCCGUAAUUGGAUGUUUACUAUAUUGGUGGUACUUUACAAAUACGCUUACACCCAACCGCCUCAAAGCGCCUAUAUUAUAUCUGCUAUACGUAUGGUUAUGAAUAGUUUACGUGGACACUUUCAUCAGUGUAGACGUAUACCCACUACAACCAUACUUGAUAUUCAAGGCACUGCACGUUCCCGUGAUGUGAGCCAACCAUCAUUAGGUACUGAUCCCGAUGAUAAAGAACAAAGUCCACCGGCAAGUCCUAUGUUCCCAUCAGAAGGCACAAGUGCUGCUUCUAAGAGCAAAGGACAAAAUGUUGCUUUUACACCAAAACUACAACACGCAUUUCGAAAAUAUAACGACUCCAGCCUUGAUGCUGAUGAAACUGAAUCUGAACUCGUUGCAAUACCAGAAAGUGAUUUAUCGGAUAGCACAUUGCAUGGCAGUAGCGCCCCAGGUUCUUUCGAUGAUACAAUACAUUUUGAAGAAGUUGCACCAUCAAAAUUGGAAACGCUAAGAAACCGUACUCUACGCACUAGCGAAUAUACCGAUGAAAAAUCUACAAAAACAAUGAAGUCAAUGAUUACUACUAAAACAGGUGAUACUUAUACCACUAAAAUUAAAUCCACUGCUACUGAAACUGUUAGCACUACGGUGGUAACUACACACUCAAGACACAGUCUACAAGAAGGCGUGCGUAUGAUCGUUACACCUCUCGUUGGUACUGAAACUGCUGAGACAGCUAUAAUAAGCCCACCGGUUGAUGUACACCGUGCGAUAACUGUACGAAAUAAAACAACUGACAAUGCUGCAGCCUCCACAUCUAAAAUGUUCGCUGCUAUCGCCUCUAAUCAUUUAAAAGCACUAGGCGCCCUACAAGACAUACAAACAAAACCUUCAGAAAAUCAUUCUGCCUCUAGCAAUGGCAAUCGUUCAACUAAUAGUAGUUCGGAAGGUACAGAUAAAAAACGCCAACAAAGCGUUCCACAUACAUCAUGCAAUGUGCAACAACAACAACAACAACAACAUCAAAAAGUCAUUUCCAAAAAACCUAUUGGACGCCAUAAGACUAUUAUUGAAUGCAGUGCUGGUACAUCAACUUCGUCAUCUACUGGCACAGAUGAUUCACGUUUAGGUACAAGCCAUAAAAAAAUCGCAAGUAAAACACUUAAACGCUCCGAGAAAGCAUAUGGGUCACCAGACUCGCCUCUAUCUAAAAUGAAUGUUAUGCCCAAUCCAACAGAUGAAGCUAGUAUUGGAAAGAUGACAGGAACAAAAAGUAUAACGACACUUGAAAUUCCGACUCAAGAACGUUUACUACCCAUUGGCACACAAGAAAGUGUGACUGCGUUAGUAGAACGAGUACGAGAUGCCCUUAAUUUACCAGACAUAAGUCAUCUUAAACAAGAUAGCUUAGAUGUGUCAGAGAGUACCAAAGAUGAUGUGACGCCAAGCAGCCGCACAAAUUCCCCACGCCGUCUGAUUAAACAAGUCGCUUUGGAAUCACCACCAAAUGCUACAACAGCACUAACUCAGGAUUUGCACACUUCGAUACUGAAAACUGUGAGUCAAGAGCUUAAGCCACAUUUAACCAAUGGUUUUGGUACCGGUACCAAUGUAUCAGCAACACGUGCAGAUUCUGGUAAAAAACCAAGACAGAAAUUAGUACCAUUUACAAUGGACUCUAAUGCCAUGCCAGAUAUAAGAUCACGAUUUGCUGGUUCUUGGCCCCCACCACCAUACCAACCACCAGAGGAACCAUUUGAAGAUACUGAAGAUGACAACGAUAACGGAAAUGGACAUGAUACCGCUCAACAACCAAAUAGAGUGAGCACAAGACGUGUAGGUGAUUAUACAGUAUGUGAGCGUUGCACAGACUGCGGUGCAGUCAUUGAAGAAUAUACAGAUGAAGAAAUCGGAAUAUUAAUUGUUAUACUUGGAACAUUUAUACAUCGCGAGCCAGCAAUGGCAGCACCAUUUUUACCAGAAAUUUUAACACUUAUAUCAAAAACCUGCUUGACCUGCACUCAUGCCUGGCAAGGUGAAAAUGGACCACCAUUGGCUUGCAGUGCACAAGCGGUCGCUUUGCAAUUUAUACGAUGCGUGUUACAUCAGUUGGCACCAAAUGGCAUAUUCGUCCAAAUAUUUCAAACACAACUAAAAAUGAAAAUACGUCGCAACUCCUUGCGUAGUAUAGCUAAAGCUUUACAAGACUUUCAGGAACUAAACGCGACUAGUCCUAUUUAUAUGGUAUGUGAAUCACUACAAGCCAAAAAAUCUUUGCCCAUCGAUCAAUUACCUACAAUUUUCCGUAAUAUGGCCGAAUAUUUGCAUUGUGUAUUGGUAGAAGGUGGUAUAGGUCAAGUAGUAUGGGCUCAGGCUAUGCAAGCUAUGGAGUCUUUAUUACGGCAAGUUAUAGUCAUUAUGCCAAAUCUGACUCACCAUGAAUAUAUGUUAGACUUGAUGGUGUCGUCGUUACGAUUAAAUUGUGUACCAAAAACAUUAUUGGAUCCAUAUUCUAAAAUACUGGCAUACUGUGUGCAACAUACGAUCUUGGAGCAUAGCGUGUUGUAUGAUCUAUGCACCUUGAAUGGGCGAUCGUUUUCCAAGGAUCGCGAUAAAAUGUAUCUCUGUCGGCAACUUAUAUUCGAAUUUGUGCAAGCCUUAAAAUUCAAAAUUAAUAUACCUGAUCAUAAUUUACUCAUGAUUAUCGGUUUUGUACUGCAGGAUGCCGGAGGCACACUACCGCCGGGCAGCAUACAGGGACUUCCAGAUACUUCACCGGUGUUAACUACAAAUGCAGCAGAAUGUUUGCGACAAUACAUAAAUGAUGUUAUUGAUUUUCUAGCGGAUUUUCAUACUCUGAGCAAAAUAAAGAAUUUUAAAAAUGGUCAAACACAAAAUGGGUUAGGAGAGGACACACUUGGUGGUGUAUUAAAAGGUGCUGUAGCUCAAUAUCUUGCUUUGGAAAUGUCGAGAGGUAACUCUCGUGAUAAUAAAGCUGUCGCACGUUAUCUUCCUUGGCUAUACAAUGCUCCAUCAUCACUUCAACAAGGACCUAAGGAGUUCACCGAAUGUGUGGGACACAUGCGACUGCUGUCAUGGCUACUUCUUGGCUCACUCACGCAUAUGGCACUUACACAAAGGCCACUGGGCUUACAUUCAGCACCUACCAUACCUGCGGUACCAACAACAGUGCACUAUCAGCACCAACACCAUGGUGCACCUAUGUCUCAACCCGUGCCGCAAGAAGCAUCAUGUCAUAUUGCCGACCAUAUUCAAGUUAUAUUUGCAGGAUUUGCAGAGCAAUCAAAAACAUCAGUGUUGCAUAUGUCUUCGUUAUUUCAUGCUUUUACUUUGUGUCAACUUUGGACAGUCUAUUUGGAGCAAGUUGCACAUACCACAAGCAAUACCGAAGGAAGCACUAUGGGAGUACUAUUCGAAUUUUGGGCAAAAGUCACCCCAUGCAUACUGCAAUUAGUUUCCCAUGCUAAACCUGCAAAGGAUAAUACUGAUUUCACCCAAAAUUCAAAUGCAAAGGUGAAUAUUUUUGAUAUCGAAAAAUAUUAUAAUGGUUCUAAUAUUUUAUUUACGCAGUUGUCAGAAAUGGUUAACUUGCAUUUUCUAAGUCUAUUGGAAGCACUUAAAGAAACAAACUCCACAGUAUUAGCAAAACUGUUACCAUUAUGGAGUCCAGUUUUAUCCUCACAAACACAGCUUUCAGAUACUCUACACGUUCGUCUCCAAAAUGUGAGGGACUACGCACCAGAUUAUGAAGAACAGCAGACGAACGCUUCAGAAGCUCUGCUGAAGUGGUUACAACGUUUGCAAUUCAAGAUGGGUCAAAUCGAAUUGCAGGCUUCCACUGCAACCCAAUUUUACUCAAUAUAAAAUUUAUGCACUAUUUAAAAUGUGUAUUUACAAAUGUUAUAAAAAAGUUUAAAAUAUUAGAACAUAGAUGUAGAUUCCAUGAGCUA